This is a messenger RNA of Rubroshorea leprosula, 1049 nucleotides long. The record is from the annotation of a GenBank genome assembly. Lineage: Eukaryota; Viridiplantae; Streptophyta; Magnoliopsida; Malvales; Dipterocarpaceae.
CCAUGCUUUCUCCCUUUCUGCUUUUCCUCCCAUCAUAUACAACGCGCAAAUUUUAGGAGGAGCUCGAUCUGUUCCUGAAGCACCCAAUAAGCGAAAACCUUUCUUGGAUCUCUCUGGAAUUGGGAAACUGAGUUAGUUUUUCUCUGGACAACGCUCAAGCCCCCAUGUCGACUCCGGCGAGGAAGAGGUUGAUGAGGGACUUUAAGCGGCUACAGCAGGACCCACCUGCCGGCAUCAGUGGGGCGCCGCAAGACAACAACAUCAUGCUCUGGAACGCUGUGAUUUUUGGGCCUGAUGAUACUCCUUGGGACGGCGGUACGUUCAAGCUGACUCUGCAAUUCACAGAGGAUUAUCCAAAUAAACCUCCAACAGUCCGCUUUGUCUCACGAAUGUUUCAUCCAAAUAUCUAUGCGGAUGGAAGUAUUUGUUUGGAUAUUUUACAAAAUCAGUGGAGUCCUAUAUAUGAUGUUGCAGCUAUUCUCACCUCUAUCCAGUCCCUACUUUGCGAUCCAAACCCAAACUCACCUGCAAACUCAGAAGCAGCUCGUAUGUUCAGUGAGAAUAAGCGAGAAUACAAUCGAAGAGUUCGAGAAAUUGUGGAGCAGAGCUGGACUGCUGACUGAACGUGAUAAAAACGCCACUUACCAUAUCAUGCUGUGAAGAUAUAAAGACUGUUGGUGGUGCAGGUAUAUGUUGUAGGGUGUUCGUGUUGGGGAUCCAUGUACUCUAUAAUCUGCUUUUGCAUGCAUUGUUCCUUGAAGAUUUCUUUGAAUGACUUCUGUCUCCAAGACAGCUACACUCUUGUCAAUUUCUCAAUGUUUUAUCUUAUUUUUUUCAGCUUCCAUGUAACUGUCAAUUUCUCUUUGUGAUAUCUGUAUAGGAAUGUCAUUGUAAUAGUCAUGUCAUAGUGCUCUUAGCGCCGUGAUUGGUGGAGCAGUCCAUUGUAAUUUGGUGGGAUUUUGAAUACUGUGAGUAGCUGCUAGGGACUCUUGUUUUGCUGGACUCGUUGGGAUUUACUGGUUUUUUUGCAUGCCAUCUGGUUUCUAGAC